CAACAACUGCAAUUCUCUUUUUUCGAGAUAUUAAGAGUGACUCUGUUGCUCGUUAAACUGACUAUCGAUCUAUCGAUAGUACCACUGGCAGUGCUGUCAAACGUCUACACUUUCGACUUUUACGAGUAGUUCGCAUACAUUUGCAAAAUUAACAAACUAACGAAAGUUUUUUUUUUGAAGCCAAAGCAAAUAAUCUUAAGAAAUCAACUGCAUUUUGGCAGUCUGCAAUGUCAACUGUUGAUGUGGCACCAACAGAGGAGCUUGUCGAGCGCCUAAUUGAGGUAACAGCCUGCAAUGCAGAGGAAGCCAAACAUUUGUUGAACGCUUGCAACGACGAUGUUGCUGCCGCUGCCGAGCUCUACUUUGAGCAAGGAGCUGGCUCGGUAGCAGACAAUAGCAUAGCAGCAGCAGCACCAGCAGCUCUUGGGGAUGAGGAACAAGUGCGUGCACCCAUAUUACCCGUACGCGAGCAACUCAUACUGCCGGAGGAUGAUAACUUCUUUGCGUCUGGCAGCAGCAACGGCCAAAACAGCAGUCGACUUCAACGCGUUAGCCAGCGCGUCAAAGUGUGUCCACUGCGUGAUUUUGCGCGUGAAGGCGCACUGAUGGAGGAACAGCUGCAGGCAAGUGGUGUCUAUGCGGAUCCAAGCACACAGCGUCGUCGACGUGAACGCAGCGCACAAUUGUUGAAUUCGGCACGCGCCAGCACAUCCCGCCUAGGUGAUCUCUUUCGUCCGCCCACAGAGCUACUAUACUCCGGCACUCUGGCGGCGGCUCGUGAAUUUGCCAGCAAACGCCAGCAAUGGCUGUUGAUCAAUGUACAAAGCGAUAAUUUCCAGUCACAGACUAUGAAUCGUGAUGUCUGGAGCAUCAAGGAGCUAAAGUCGCUGGUGCGGCGUCAAUUCGUAUUUUGGCAGGUUGACGAGGACAGUGCCGAGGGCAGACGCUUUGUAGCUUUUUAUCAUUGUGCCAAGCUUCCUUAUUUAUGCGUAAUUGAUCCACGCACUGGUGAGGAAAUCUGGCACAGUGCAGAGCCAAAUCAACAGAAUGUGUUGCCCGAUUUGCGACGUUUUCUACGCGAGCAUCGAGACUUCUCGCUAGAGGAAGCAUCCACCAGCAAACGCGCUGCCAUAGCGAUCGAUGAUGAUGAUGACGACGAGGAGCAGUCGGAGACUCAAAACCCCACACCCAAGAAACGCGCCAAGUUGCUAGAGCUUACCGAAGAGGAGCAACUGGCCAUGGCUAUUAAGAAUUCCAUGCAGGAGAAUGGUAAUGGCAACUCCAACUCUGAUGUAGAGAGCGUAGGCGAAGGGGAAAAGGUCGAGGAGCCCGAGCAGUUGGACAGCUAUGAAACUCAGCUGGGCUCACAGCUCGAGGAACUAACAGCGCUCAAGCUACGUCUGCUUAACGAAGCUGGUAGCGAUGAAAUGGUGCAACUCCGCUGGCCAUCGGACACCAAGCUCAAGACCUUGCGUCUUUAUAUUAGACAAACCCACAAGCAUAUACCAUUGGAGGGCUACAAGCUCAUUUGCGCCUUUCCACGCAAAUCUCUCGAGGUCGAGCACAAUGAGGCCACACUCAGGGAGCUGGGCCUGCAUCCAUCGGCCAAUUUGCAUCUCACGCUGGACGAGUAAACACACAUAUUUAUUUAAACAAACAAACAAAAUAGUUAUUUGUCCACGUCUCUACUUUUCGCGGCUAAUCCACAUAAAUAACCAUAAACUAAAUUAAUGUUAAGUGAAAAUGAAAAAAAAAAUUGAAAUAAAAUUAUGAAC
Molecule: messenger RNA, 1775 nt
Organism: Drosophila busckii
Lineage: Eukaryota; Metazoa; Arthropoda; Insecta; Diptera; Drosophilidae
Product: UBX domain-containing protein 7
Biological process (GO): proteasome-mediated ubiquitin-dependent protein catabolic process
Cellular component (GO): nucleus
Molecular function (GO): ubiquitin binding
Source: RefSeq, a predicted model, not a curated record